Oryzias melastigma (Indian medaka) is the source of this 4480-nucleotide messenger RNA. RefSeq names its product LIM and cysteine-rich domains 1 (gene lmcd1). The transcript has 7 exons. The coding region runs from base 214 to 1281 and encodes 355 amino acids. Lineage: Eukaryota; Metazoa; Chordata; Actinopteri; Beloniformes; Adrianichthyidae. Gene Ontology annotation, molecular function: zinc ion binding. The record is from RefSeq and is a predicted model, not a curated record.
CGAGCUCAACAAGCAGAGAAACGUCUGAGUCCAGAAGGAACAGACUGAAACCAGAGCAGGAGUCUCUGGACGUGAGCGGCUGGUGAGGCAGGAGCCAGAGCGGCUGAGGGCGGGGCUCAGGAAGUGCAGUUGACUGCACGGCUCUUUAAAGGCUCAUUGUUCUGACAGAGGAGCCCAGGAGUCGGCCGGGACGUGGAACCAGCUGCGGAUAAGAUGUCUGUGCAGCUAAGAGCAGAGGGAUCUGCUGCAGAGGGAUCUGCUGCAGAGGGAUCUGCUGCAGAGGCAGCGCCGUGCCUCGAAUGUAAGAAGAGAUGCUCUGGAUUCCAGCCACAUUCCUGGAGAAAAGCUUGUAUGACGUGCGGCUGCAGCUCAGUGGACCACACGCCUGGAAGUGAAGCAGAGGAUGAUCAGAAAAUGGGCCGACUGCUGGCAGACUCACCGUUCUCACACCUGACAGCCAAAGUCAAAGGUGGGGGGGGUCUCCGUAUGUACAAGAGAAACCGGAUGAUUGUGACGAACCCGGUGGUGUCAGGAAAAGACCCGACAUUCAACACCACAACCUACGACUGGGCACCAGCAGGACUCAACCAGAAACUGGCCAUGCAGUACAUGGAGCUCCUACCGGAAAGCCUUCGGCCCGUCUCCGGGAGCGCCGGAUCCCUGCAGCGGCGCCGGCAGCUCCUCCAUCAGCUGCCAGCGUACGAUCACGACCCCAUGAAGUGUCCGAGUCUGGCCAGUGAGGAGGAGAUAUCAACCAUGCUGCUGUUUGUGAAGCAGUACAAGCAGGAAGUGCUGGGGGUGGGGGAGGUGGCCUUACCUGGUGAGUCUGCAGCUCUGAAGGAAGCCGUUCUCCUGAGGACGGUAAAGGAGUCUGGGCAGCAACAGGGCCACACGUCUGCCAGCGCCGCCGCCGCCGAGGGCUCCAAUGGAACAGACGGCAUGACUGAAUAUCGCUGUACUGGCUGUAAAGCAGAGGUAGCCAAGGAGAGUCCAGUUGUCUACGCCGAGCGUGCCGGUUACCAUGGCGCCCUGUGGCAUCCCACCUGCUUCAGGUGCUCAGAGUGCAGCCAGAGUCUGGUGGACCUGGUCUACUUCUGGUCCAGCCAGAAGCUGCUGUGUGGACGACACUACUGUCAGUCGGUGUGGCCCAGAUGUUCCGGCUGUGACGAGCUCAUCUUCUGCAGAUCUUUCUUCACAUCCAAAGAUGGACGGACGUGGCAUCAGGAGCAUUACUGCUGCUGGAGAUGUGGAGUCAGCCUGGACACGCCCUGCCAGCACUGACGCACAACACACCCACAACUCAACUACAACACAACUACAACACAACUACAACACAACUACAACACAACUACAACACAACUACAACACACACACAACACAACUACAACACACACACAACACACACACAAUACAACUACAACACAACUACAACACAACUACAACACACACACAAACUUACACACAAACUCACCCACCCCAACUCUCACACACACACUCAUAUAAACACACUCAUAAGUGUUGCUGCAUUAAAUCUGGUGAACUGGGUCAGACCAGUGACUGUAUAGAGGGCUGGACAGAGCGGUUGUGAUGUCACCCAUAGAAAUGUCUCACCUCCAGCUUCAGGGAUACGGAGUCAGUUCACUCCCAUGUUGGAGCUAAACAACAGUGAGUCGGUCUGAGUCCAGUUUCUAUGGUAACUACCGUCACCAAUCAGGAGUGAGCUGGUUGCAGCUCCUCCCCUUUCCACUGAAAGCAGAUCAGGAGAAUCUGUCAAUUAAACGCUGGAGGCGGGACCAAUGGGAACCACAUGCUUGUACUGAGGCAUCUGAUUGGCCAGUUUAUAACUUGUGAUGAAGAAAAACACAUUAAAACAAGAGGAUUAUCAGGAAGAUCAGAGGAAGAUCAGGAUUACCAAGAACAUUUUAGAAAAUGGAAUCAGAUCCAGAAUGUUUAUUCUGACCAAUAGAAUGGCUGGUAGCAGCUCCUUAUUUCUACAUAGAAGUCUAUGGGGUUUUGGCUUCUUGGAGAACGCAGCUACUUCCUGUUUGGAACCUUUGACUGUAUAAGAGAGCACUGGAAAGAGUGGGUGUGAUGUCAGCCAUAGAAAAUGCCUAAAUCUGGUUCCAAGAAAAUGAAGUCAAUUCAGUCGCCAUUUUCUGUGAAUGUGGACUUUGAACCAGACGAUGUUAGUGAAUGCUGAUUUGUCAGUCGGUCUGGGUCAACAUUUCUAUGGCAACCACUCUCACCAAUCAGGAGUGAGCUUGUAUAGGUACAUUUAUCUGUCUUCUGUGGUUCCACCUCCACCAGAGAGGUCUGGGAUCCAGUGGUUUUCUGGAGAUGUCUGAGGUCUUUCCAGGGAUCUGCUGCAGCCACUCCUCCAGUUAGGAGGUUUUAUAUUAUAUAUAUAUAUAUACAUAUGUUAGGGCUAUCAAUGUUGACAAGUUAACGCACGCGAUUAAAGAAAACCAAUGUUAAGAUUCAGUAACACAAAUGAAUAACCCCCCACACAGCAACAAUCUUCUGUUUUCCUUCAGCAGGUCCGACUUUGCCGCCGUACUUUAAACACUUCUUUAGGUAUUCUCCUACUGAUGCCACGGUCACUUACAAGAGACAUAAACAUUCAAUUUAGUACUUCAAUCUUGGUAUUUUUUGGUUUAGAUUGCUUUUUCACAAAAAGUGGACUAUUGGAUCCGUGGUCUGGCCCGUUGGUAACACAUCGCUGAGCCUCGACUGCAGCGGCGAAGGAAAGUGAUAUGAAUGAGAUGAUCAUGAUCAGUUCAGAAAGUUCACCCUUUACAUUCAACAUUCAAACAAUUUCCACCUUUAUUAAGUCUGCUUGGUUGUCAUGGUUACUCACGUUCUUUGAGUCACAUGAUUAUAUUUAGCUAGCUGGUUUAAACGGCGCUCCUUUGCAGCUCCACAUGAACUUGAUCCAGCAUGAACAGCUCCCUCGCUAAAUUGAGGUUUGUCUUUUAUGGUCUCGAUAUUUUCAAGGUUUUUUCAGUGCAAUUUUGCUUUUUUUUAAACAGCGCAUUGUGAUUGGCCGUUGACUUUAUCAAUCAGUGUCUGCCGUGCUGUGUCUCCUGAACAGAACACGUCACUUUGCAGCAGUUACAUAAAUCUUUCAUCUCCAUCCGAAUUUUGUUUUUGUUCUAUAAAACUGGACGUUUUUUUCUUUGAAAAUUUGAACUUUCAGAGUUUAAACCAGAGAGGGAGUUUUCCCCCCUCAGACAUCUGUAAUCCUGCCAAUCAGAUUUCCUGUUUCAGAACCUUAUCAAUGAGGGAUCGGUCUGUUUCCGUUUCAUGUUUUUCUCUCUAGAGCAGAAGAAACUGCUGAGGUUCAGCUGGUUUGAUGCUUUUAGUGCAGCGUCAGAGGACUGGACCCAAAGGUGGAUCCAGUAGAACGGUUCUGAAGAUCACUUCUACCAGCAGUAACAUCACACUAACAUGUUACAGCUGCAGGUAAAUCUGAACGGAUCAGAACUCAGAACUCUUCCAACAAUUCCUUCUGACUGAAAUGGAAUGAAGAUCAGUGAAAGCAGCAUUUCUGAGACCAUCGCUGCUCUGUCCAGUUAGUUCACAACAGGAUUACAUCUCUCAGAAUGCAUCAGCUCUGAGCAAAAGCAGAAUCUUCAUGGACUUUAAAUGUAUUUUCAUCUUUUUAGUCAGCUCCAUCCCGCACUCACUGAAAAAAGUCAUUUUCUACAUAUUUAUCAGUUUAGAAAUUAACACAUUUCUUCUGUCAUGAACUGGAAAUAUCAGAUUUUAAUUUUUUCUGGUUGGACUGAAUAUGUUCUUAUUUGGGACAAACACUGAUCAGUUCAGAGGGUUUCAUCCCCAUGCUGGUAAAUCCUGUCAUCAGUUCAGUUUGAAUUCUAAUAACGCUGUAACCUGAACUAGACAACAUGAUUUAAUGGCUCUAAUUUAGGGAAUCUUUGAACAUCUCUUUGUGUGAUUGACCCUCGAGAGUUCGUUUUGAUUUGUUUCCUUUUUCUUGAGUUUUAUUGAUGUGCUGGUGUUUGGUUUUUGCUCUCUUUGUUCCUCAUGCAUUUGUUCCUUCAGGUGGUUUGGUUUCUGUAAAAUAUGUUCUAUAUGAUGUGAGUUUGUUUUAUUCAAAAGUCUGUAUCUGAACUUCUCAUUGUUUCAUUUAAAGAUCACCUUCCACCAGCAUCCUAGGAGGCUGAGUGAUGUAAACAAUGUCAAACAAUAAAGAAAACAAUAACAAAAUAUAAAGUGUAAAAACAAUUAAACAAGAAUCCAAAUUAAUUAACUCUGUUUGUAAAGGAAGGAAAGUUGUCAAACUGAGAGCUUCUUAAACACCUGGUGGACACGAGGUCAGGUAAGGAAGAAAGUUCAGUGAUGAAGAGUGUGAUGAGGAGGAAGAACCUCCAAGAAAUGAACCUGAAAAGUUAAUAGAAACAGAUCAACUAGAAGACCCAAAAAAGACAGAGAUACAGUCAAACCAAGAGAAAUUACUUCA